Helianthus annuus (common sunflower) is the source of this 912-nucleotide messenger RNA. RefSeq names its product basic leucine zipper 43. Lineage: Eukaryota; Viridiplantae; Streptophyta; Magnoliopsida; Asterales; Asteraceae. Bases 149 to 730 code for a protein of 193 amino acids. Gene Ontology annotation, biological process: regulation of DNA-templated transcription. Gene Ontology annotation, molecular function: DNA-binding transcription factor activity. The transcript has a single exon. The record is from RefSeq and is a predicted model, not a curated record.
CUUUUAGCAUACUAUAUAAUGUCCCCAAUGUUCUCCUUCAUCUUCCAACCACAACCUCAAACAAGUUUCCAAAUUCCAAUCUAAACCUAUUCCUUGCCAAACUUGCACCACUCUAAUUCGUAUUCGUUUCGUGUUCGUAUUCACAGUCAUGCAAGCAAGUGAGAUCACAGACUUCCACUACUUGGCUCCUGCAAUCCAAAAUCUUAACACAGCACAUUUAACCAUGAAUCUAGGCAAUUCACCAAACAUCCCAUUCGAUGUUAACGCGCUUGCGAACCCAUUUUACCAGCUUCAUAUGAAUCCACUAGUUCAAGAUAUAAGCCUACCAUCGAUAUACUCAACUUCUGAUGAAGCAGAUGAGCAGCAACAAAGUCUCAUCAACGAGAGAAAGCGGAGGAGGAUGAUAUCUAACAGAGAGUCAGCGCGCAGAUCGCGUAUGCGCAAGCAGAAACAUCUGGACGAGCUUUGGUCACAGGUUGUUUGGCUGCGCCAUGAAAACCAACAACUUAUCGAGAAAAUGAACAAGUUCACCGAGACACAUGAACAGGUGGUGCAAGAGAAUACUCGACUUAAGGGAGAAGUUUCAGGACUGCGCGAAAUGGUCACUGAUAUGCAGCUUAACGGAAACUACCCCGCGAUAAGUGAUCUGGAUGAUAUUAACUGUAACGAUGCUUACUUCAAGACCGAAUCUUCGAACCAGUCGGGCUCAAGCUCCUCGGACUUUAUUUAAACCAGACCUGUGGCCGUAAAUGUCUUCUUAUUUAUUUUUAUUUUUAUAAUAUAAGUCGACUACUGCGUUUUAUGUAGACAGUAAGACAUCAGAGAGGAUGUAGUUAUAUAGCAUCAUUAUUAUGAUAUAAUUGUAAGGAGUAGCUUAUGUAAUAAAGAAAUUUGACCUGUUGUUGUAGCAGA